AUGAGCUGGUCCCAGGCCCCGGGCCCCAACGAGGACUCUCUUGAGACCCUCCUCGAAGACCUCAUCAGUUUCUACCUGGAGGGGGCAGGAGAGGGCCGGCUCGGGGUCUGCAGGCAAGCCACUCUCACCAGCAGGGCCCAGCAGCUCCUGGACACAGGGCCCCCUCUUCAGCUCUACCUGCCUGAGGAGGUGGCCCCUGACUCAGGGGCUUCCUGCUCUGCCCACCAUAUCAACCACAAACUGGUGCGGGCACUGGAGUUCCUGGAAUUGGUCUCUAUCCACCUGCUCCUAUUUCCCUGGAGGAAGGAAAUCAGGUCCCUGAAGACGUACACGGGGAGCUUUGCCUACUGGGUGCGGCCUGUGCUUUCAGAACACACGCUGCACACCCUCCUGGGCCGGCUGGGCUACAUGGCCACCUCCGAGGUCGAGUUUUCCCUGGUCCAGGCUAUCAGCAAGGAGGACACCAAACAGAUGGUGUUUGAGAUCUUCCUGACAAGAGUCGCGUGUGAGGCCGUUCUCAGGACCCCGGGCAGGCAGCUCCUCGGGCAGGGCAGAGAGAGGGUGACUGUGCCCCACCAUAGGCCUGGCUCAGAGACAGCGCUGCAGGAGACCCCGUGGGAGGCCCAGCUUGGCCCAGAUCCCUCAGCAGGGGUGGGAACUGAGAGCGCCCUGGCCGAAUGCCCUGAUACUCAGUGCUGCCUGCCUGUGGCCUUGAACCUGCCUGAGGUCUCGACAGCCCCCCACGGACUCCUGACUGGCCCCCUUGUCCCCUCGGGCCCCCUGCGCUGUGCCAGCACAUGCUCCGACAGUGAGGAGUUCCUGACCUGCUACAGCGACCUCGCACUGCACCAGACACCCUUGCUGCCCUGGGACCAGCCCUGGAGCAGCCUGGAAGGGAAGCAACUCCAGGGCCCAGGCCCCGGGCCUGGCCCAGCUCCGGGGGAGGUGGCCGCUGCUUCAGGUAGCAGUGGUGAGCAGCCCUGGGUCCCCGACAGGGCUUCUGAGUGUAUAGGGGCCACCAUCCCCAGCCAGCUCUGCCAGAGGCCCAGGUCCUGUCUGUCAGAGAAUUCCUUGGCCCCAAAGCCAGGUGCUCUACCAGAUCGAGCUGCUCUUGGCAUGGACACUGAGCCUCCAAGUGCUUCCGUGGAGAUGGACAAGCUCUGUGAGCACUUCACCCAGCUCCUCAGAACCUCAACUCCAGUGGGCUAUCUGGGGGACGCCCCUGGCCCCAGGGUUGAGGAGGAGGGACAGUCGGAGCCUCUCAUGGGGCAAGAGCCAGCCAGCGAAGGCGGCAGCCUGGACGGUAGAGUUGCUCUGCUCUGGAGGUCUCCGCAGGCCCCCACUUCAUAUACAAGAGCCCCCAGUGCUCACUACACCCCCCUUAAAGGGCUGGAGGAGCCAGUUCCCACAUGGGGAUCCUACACGAGCCACAGCUGA
Messenger RNA from Rangifer tarandus platyrhynchus (Svalbard reindeer), 1437 nucleotides. The record is from the annotation of a GenBank genome assembly. Lineage: Eukaryota; Metazoa; Chordata; Mammalia; Artiodactyla; Cervidae.